CCUUGCUGCGGACGGGCAUUUUUCUUCGUUAUCAAAACCGUACUCUCCGAAUAUUUAAUUUGCAGAUUCCAUUAUCUUUAUCCAGAAAUCCCCUACAGUAUUAUACGAUAAUACCUGCCCGCGACGCAGUACCACCCUCUUCCCGCAUUCCCCCUUCACAUCCCACCAUGUCGCAACAACCACCUACCACCGCCGGCAGCAGCAUGUGGGGGAAAACAAAAACCUACGGCAAAAUGGGCUUCGAUAAAGCCUGGGGUGCACUCGACAAACUCGGUGGCCCCGUCAACCGUCUCAGUAACAAACUCGGUUCCGAAGCCUUCUGGCCCAUGACCCUCGACAAAGAAAGCGAGAAAGUUGCUCGCAUUCUUCGCAGUUUCUGCAAGGAUGGCGUGUACGUUGAUGAGACCGCCACGGAGGCUCCUCCCCCACCCGACGAGAAGAACGGAGCGAAGCCGAAGAUCGAUAAGCCGCGCGGACAGCAAAAGGUGCUCAAGAAGAUCCCCUCGGAUGUGAUUCGACAGGCAAAGGGAUUGGUUAUCUUUACGGCGAUGAGAACCGGGCUAUGGUUUAGUGGUGCUGGUGGCAGUGGGAUUCUGAUUUCGAGAAUUCCGGAGACGGGGGAGUGGAGUGCUCCGUCGGGGAUUCUGUUGCAUACCGCUGGGUUGGGGUUCUUGGUUGGUGCCGAUAUUUAUGACUGUGUUAUGGUCAUCAACACCUAUGAGGCUUUGGAGGCUUUCACCAAGAUCCGAGUCACCCUGGGUAGCGAGGUCACUGUCGCUGCGGGACCGGUUGGCAUGGGUGGUGUCUUGGAGUCGGAGGUGCACAAGCGACGGGCGCCCAUCUGGUCCUAUGUCAAGAGUCGCGGUUUCUAUGCAGGUGUGCAGAUUGACGGAUCAAUUGUCAUUGAGCGGACAGAUGAGAAUGAGAGGUUCUAUGGCCGCAAGAUUCCUGCUAAAGAGAUCAUAGCCGGUCAGGCGCGGACUAACAACCCGUCCGUGCGCAUGUUGACGCACACCAUCCAUUCCGCGCAGGGAGAUGCGAACUUCGAUCAAGCUCCCGCUGGUGUGCAGAUGCCGACGGGCCCAAGUCCUAGCGAUUAUGCUCCUGAAGAUCUUCAGCACACUCCCAUGGUGCAGACUGGGGCGGCCCCGCCGGAGGGCGCGCAAUAUCAGCAGCACCAGCAAUACCCUCCCCUGGGUGGCCACUAUCAACAAUUUCAGCAAUACUCCCCAGCUCCAAGUGCUCAGCCUCAACAAUAUCAGCAAUAUAAUCCGGGUCCAGCUGGCCAGCCACAGGAAUAUCAUCAGGGCCAAGGGGUUCAAUCUCAACCUCCGCAGCAUAACCCGGCAGCAGCUGGUCAAUAUCAGCAACCUCAGCAAUACCCGGCUCCAGGGGGUCAACACCCACAAUCCCAGCAAUACGAUCAGGGGUCAGGUGCUGCAGACUCAUAUUAUAGACAGUGAUAUCAUUGUUGUAACGGCAUAACUUGACAUGAAAAUAUAACUUAAACAAAUGAAUAAUCAAAUCCAC
Aspergillus sclerotioniger CBS 115572 is the source of this 1530-nucleotide messenger RNA. RefSeq names its product DUF500 and UBA/TS-N domain protein. The record is from RefSeq and is a predicted model, not a curated record. The transcript has a single exon. Bases 168 to 1463 code for a protein of 431 amino acids. Gene Ontology annotation, molecular function: phosphatidylinositol binding. NCBI's taxonomy places the organism in Eukaryota, Fungi, Ascomycota, Eurotiomycetes, Eurotiales, Aspergillaceae.